AGGAUAAACUCCCCUUUGGCCACCGUCCGUUCUCCCCCUCGCCUUAUCCUCCCCUGAUCUCCCGUACAAAAGCAGCGCUCCCUCCCGCUCGCCCGCUCAAGCUAUCCACCACCACCACCAUAGCCGCCGGCCACGCUCUUGCUCGAGGGCCACAGAAAAAGGCUCUAGAAUACCGAGAGCAAUGGCGUCGCUCGCCGUGGCAACGCUCCCGUCGCUGGCGGCCCCGGCGGCGAAGAAGAGGUCCGGCGUCACGUACGUGGAGGGCAUGAACGCGUACAGUGGCCUCAAGGGGCUCAACAAGGUGACCAUGCUCGGGGUGCGCAAGACCGCCGACUACUCCUUCGCCAAGAUCGUGGCCUCGAUGAGCCCCGCGGGCAAGAAGAGGCGCGGGGGCGCGUUCGGGGCGCAGAUGAACGCCGCGGCGGAGAUUUUCAGGAUCGCCGCCAUCAUGAACGGCCUCGUGCUCGUCGGCGUCGCCGUCGGGUUCGUGCUGCUCCGGGUGGAGGCCGCCGUCGAGGAGUCCGAGUAGUGAAGUGCCCUGUAGCAAGCAGCUACUCGGCUGUCGCCUGCCUCAUAAGCCGUAAUAUAUAAAAAGUGAUGUAUGUUUUUGAUUGAAUUUACUUUGGUAUGUAUCCAUGACAAUUGAGGAAUACUGUGGAAACAUGUUUUCUAGUCGAGACCUGCAAUUGGUCUUUCA
Messenger RNA from Phragmites australis (common reed), 697 nucleotides. RefSeq lists its product as uncharacterized. Lineage: Eukaryota; Viridiplantae; Streptophyta; Magnoliopsida; Poales; Poaceae. Gene Ontology annotation, cellular component: cytochrome b6f complex. Bases 182 to 529 code for a protein of 115 amino acids. The record is from RefSeq and is a predicted model, not a curated record. The transcript has 2 exons.